UUACACGACUUCUGCGCCACCCUACCAUCGUCUUGACUAUACCACGCGCGACACCAGUCACGAUGUUCCCCCUACCAAUUCUGCCAGUAGCGAACGUUCCUUCUGAUCUCAAUUCGACGGACCCUCGCGCUGCUCUGCGCCACGUCAAUACGCUCAUGAAGAACGACCUCAUCCGCGCCCUAAACGCCAUCCAGAGCAACGGUGCACACACGCUCCCUGGCCAGCCCAACUUCCCCGCCUUCCUCGACUACGCGGCCCGCGUCUGCGGUGUCCUGGAGUUGCACCUUGAAGGCGACCAGGAGUUCUUCACCACCAAGGAUCCUCGCGUCGGCGGGCGCUCCCUCUUUGAGGUCCUCGGGUACACCGAUACCGGAUACAUGCCUACUGCCAUCGCCGGCGUACAUGCCCUCAAGGAGAAGAUCGAGGGGUGGAAGCUGAACCCAGCAUCUUAUUCUCCUGCUGUGCUGACGCACGAAAUGGCCUUCGCCGGACCCAUGGUCGAUGGCAUGAGGCAGCACGUCGCUGCCAUCAAGGAAGACGUGCUGCUGGAGGCCACGUCGAAGGAGGCUCUGGUAGAAAUGGUCGAGGAGAACCUCAAGUGGUUCACUGGGCAAUACACAGCCGAGUUCCUCCUCCCCUUCGUCGUCGCCCACCACGACCUGGCCACGACGGACGCCUGGCCGCCAAUACCUGCGGAGGCUAAAGAGGCGCUUCCGGAGCUUGUCAAAGAGCAUGCAGAUCUCUGGCAAUUCGCCCCGUUCCACCCGCUCACCGGCGCCAAGCGCGGUUGAGGCUUUCUUUGCAUUCCCGGGAUUCCCAUCAAGAGUACUCGUUGGUUUUGCGUCCCUCUACUCCGCAUUAUAUGUUCCCUCGCCCUGCUAUGUAUCUCUCGCAACGCAUGAUCGUACUUUCUCCUCCUGCCUUAGUGCCUGUAGUGGAGACCAAUCAGACACGGUGCAUCUCCUAAUGUUAUAACGACCCGGCAAAUGGGAAAAUAGCUCAGUCA
Messenger RNA from Schizophyllum commune H4-8, 1006 nucleotides. RefSeq lists its product as uncharacterized. Lineage: Eukaryota; Fungi; Basidiomycota; Agaricomycetes; Agaricales; Schizophyllaceae. The coding region runs from base 63 to 791 and encodes 242 amino acids. The record is from RefSeq and is a predicted model, not a curated record. The transcript has 8 exons.